Molecule: messenger RNA, 2064 nt
Organism: Naegleria gruberi
Lineage: Eukaryota; Heterolobosea; Eutetramitea; Acrasida; Naegleriidae
Exons: 3
Coding region: 1-2064 (687 amino acids)
Biological process (GO): vesicle-mediated transport
Cellular component (GO): endocytic vesicle; cytosol
Molecular function (GO): guanyl-nucleotide exchange factor activity; small GTPase binding
Source: RefSeq, a predicted model, not a curated record
AUGCCGAACAAUAGUUCUGCUGCUGCCACGCCACCCAUUCUCAUCGUGAAUGAUAUUAAAAAGACCCUAAUGAUGGCCAUCACCCACGAUGAACAGCAGCAACACUGGAUGGCACUAGCCAAUUAUUUAAAGUAUAUGGAGCAAAUAUCGAGUUUUGUUCAGGCAGAAAUGAAGACUUGUUCUACUAAUCAACAACAUGUAUUAUCCGAUCAAUCGAUACAAUUAAUCAAAUAUUCGGAACAGUCUAUGGAGAGAAUUGCUUCACUUUCUGCAAUGUUUAAUAAGGAAUCGACACAUAAUUCAAUCAAUAAUAAUAGUACUACUACUUCUACUACUACUGCUACAACUACAACUGCUAAUACUUCUCCAUCAUCGAGUUUUAAUUCAAAUAAUAGCAAAACAUCCUCUUCUCCUCCUUCAUCGACAUCAUCAACCAAUAAUAUUCCAACAAAGAAACCUCCUACCAUUUCUCCUACAAAUUCUGGAUCCAAAUUACCAAAUCAUUCAUUGGCACAUGCUAGCAAACCUCUAUUUCCACAAAGCAAUGCAUCAACGACAGUUCCACCACCAACUACUAGUGUUACAUCACCAUCAUCAGGUACUUCUCAUACUUCUCCAAAUACUCCAUCUUCUAGUGGUGCAAAUCAAACUGCCACAAAUCACACAACCAAGCAAGACGUUAGUAAAACUCUACAAAUGAAAAGAAAGGAAUAUGAAAAACAAAGGUUAACAGAAAUGAAAGAACAAAUGAUAAAAACAAGCAUAGAAAGAGCUAGACAAGCAGAAAUGAGAAAUAAUGUUGAGUCCUUCUUGGAACGAAUUCAGAAUAAGAAACGUACAUUUAGAUGGAAGGAACAGGAUCAUUGGUCGAAAUUCAUUGAUACCUACUUUAAUUAUCAAAAUAUGGAUCCAAUACUGAUAGAACAGGACAGAGUUUUUCUGGAAACAGUUUCCAAGCCAUCAAUAUUAAAUCCAAUCUUGUCUGUCUCUGCUGGAAAUGAUAUGGCUGAUAUGCCAGUCGAUUCUAUAACCGAACAAAAAAUUAGACAACACGUUUCAUUCACAUUGGCUAAUCCGGCACACACUUUAAGCCAAAUUUGCCUUAAAUUCUAUGAAUAUUUUGGAGAGGUGUGUAAUCCUUCCAAAAUGAUUCACAAUCCAGAUUUGAAUCCAAAACAAUUAAUUUCUAAAUGUGUGAAUGAUAUUCAAUUAUUUAUUGACAAAUUGAGUAUGGUACUUUUUGGAAAGUAUUGGGAAAUGCCUUCACAAAAUUAUGAAGAUAUAGUUAUUGAUACCAUUACGGAUACCAUGUGGGGAAAUGGAAUCUAUUCCAAGUUGUUAUUCUUAUAUUUACUUGUUUAUGGAGAAGAAAAUAAUAGAAUGAACGAUAAGGUUUCAAAAUGUACCUCAACAAUAACACUCCAAGCACUCAAGCUUCCUGAUAAGUUUACUUUGGAGAAGGAGAGGUAUCCUUUCGAAAGAACCAUUGCAAUUUUCAAAGAAUUCGAUCAAACCACAUCCUUUACCAAGAAGGUUGACUUUAUUUGUUUAGCUAUGAAUCAAGUUUCAAAAGACGUCAAUGACUAUUAUCAAAAGUAUGGAUAUGAGCAUGGAAUUACACCACCAAUAAUUGUUGGUGCUGAUGAUUUGCUUCCAAUUUUCAUUUACGUUGUUGCCAAGUCGAAUAUUAUGGAUUUGUUUGUCAAAUUCCAAAUGAUGAGUGAACUUUUACCUGAAUACGCAAUUAAGGGAGAGGCAGGAUAUGCUCUUGCCACUUUGGAAACUUCAAUGAAUUGUUUAAUGUCGUUCGGAAAUGAAGAACUUCAUGAAUUUUCAACUAUAGAUCAAAUAAGAAACGAGCUCGAAAACUUUGAAUCAAAAUUGGGAGAUAUUGAUGACCUUACCUCUGUUUGUUCGGAAUAUGCUGAAGAUUCACCUCCAUUCACAUCUCAACCUCCCUCUUUCUCCAAAUCUUCAAGACCACCAUUCCAACAACAUGUAACUCCUUCCAAUGACGAUUUACUUGGACUGGAUGAUGAAGAACUUGAUCUGGAUGAUAUUUAA